CCACCGCGCGCCCUUGGGGCCACUGCGCGUCUAAUAAAACGCCCUCAGGUACAUCUGCUUAGCAAUCUGCAAAUCCUCCUCCAAAGCGCGAGCCCGCAAAGCCAAGCCUUCCCUCCAGCCUCCGCCCACUCGCAUCCGCAGGGAGCACGCCGCCGUCUGAUUGGCUCGGGAUGAGGCAAGCGUAGGGAGGGGGCAGGGGGGUGACAAUGUCAUCAUUUCUGCUUAAAAACGAGUGCAGCUAUGCUUCAGUCAUGACAAGCAUCUGAUGUAAAGGGGUGGAAAAGAAGAAGAAGAAGAAGAGCACUACAAUCUUUCCCCCCUCCCUCCCUCACGCGCUCUCUCUCUCUUCCACUCCCACACGAGCUGACUCACUACCACCCAAAACAAAAGCAGCCUGCCUGGGAGCUCCAGGGGAGAACAAGUGCCUUCCUCGCGCAAAAUCGCAGAACAGAGAUGCCGAGGGGAUUUCUGGUGAAGAGGAACAAGAAAGCGACGCCCGUGUCGUACCGGAUACGCACAGAUGAAGAGAAUGAAGAAGUGCCUGGCGCGCGAUGCAGCCCGGGACGCACCGAUGCAUCCUCCUCAGCAUCAUCAUCAGCAUCAGCACCAGCAUCAUCAGCAGCACCAGCAUCAGUACCAGCGCCACUGUUAUCAUCAUCCUUACCAUCCUCAUCCUCCACUCUGGCUAUGAGGGGGGAAUGCAAGCCGGUGCAGUUCGGAGACCCCGAAGCGGUGUGCCUCUCGCUCUACAGCCCCACGCGUCCCGUCAGCAAGGAGCACGAGCGCGCCGGCUUGGAGAAGCGCUUCAGCCUCGGCUCGCCCAUUUCAGCCGAGUCUUUCCCGAGCCCGGCCGCCCUGCACAGCCUGGACCAGCUGCUUCUCGCCCCCGUGGACCUAAAGAUCGGCACGAGUAACAGCAACCGAGGCGCAAAUGCGCCUGGGAACGGGAGCGCGCCUGGAGUCAGGAGCGCGCCUGGAAUCAGGAACGCGCCUGGAGUCAGGAGCGCGCCUGGAAACGCACCCAAAAGAUCGUCCUCCUCUUCUUCAUCUUCCUCGUCCGAGGCCGAGCGCAAAAACAAGCCCAAGCGUCCCAAGGCCAUAAGGAAGCUGCAGUUCGAGGACGAGGUCACCACCUCUCCAGUCCUGGGCCUCAGGAUCAAGGAGGCUCCCGAGGGGCACGACGAGGGACGCGCGGUGCAGCAGAAGCAGCCGCUGGGCGAGUUCGUGUGCCAGCUGUGCCGCGAGGCGUACGCGGACCCAUUCGCGCUGGCGCAGCACCGCUGCUCCAGGAUCGUGCGCGUGGAGUACAGGUGUCCUGAGUGCGAGAAGGUGUUCAGCUGCCCCGCUAACCUCGCCUCGCACCGGCGCUGGCACAAGCCCAAGCCACCGAGCGCCGGACAGGGGCAAGAGCAAGGAGGCCACGUGGGACAGGGCAGCAAGACGAGCAGCUCCGAGAGCGACCGGGACACCGUCAGCCCGGGUCUGUCCGAGUCCGGCUCCGAGGAGGACGGCGCAUGCGAGUGCCAGCACUGCGGGAGGCGCUUCAAGAGGCACGCGUACCUGAGGAAGCACGUGCUCGCGCACCACAGCCACCAGACCCACCAGAACCACCAGGACCACCGGAUGGAGGAAGACGGGAAGGUCGAGAAAGACCCCCUCCAGCCUCAGCAUCAUCAACAGCAUCAGGACCAACUUCAAGCCCAGCCCCCUCUCAAUCUCAGCGCGCAGGAGGUCCACAUAUGUCCCAUCUGCGGCGAGUCUCUCCCAAACCGCGCCAGCCAAGAGAGGCACGCUCGCCUCCGGCACGCCUCGCGGGCUUUUCCAUGCAAGCACUGUCCGGCCGUCUUCUACAGCUCCCCCGCGCUCACGCGCCACACCAACAAGUGCCACCCGUCGGAGAACAGGCAGGUGAUUCUGCUCCAGGUGCCCGUGCGCCCGGCCUGCUGAAGCGCAGCACGCUCCACAUCCACCAAUCACAAUCUCGCAAGGCUUCAUCGCCUAAAAAGAGGCUCUUUUAAAAUAAACAAACAAGAAAACAUGAAAACAACCCUUUUACGCAGGAUCGUGCGCAUUUUACGCACGCCGGACACGCCUGCGUAAAGAGACACACACACAGAAACCACAGAGACGCGCGAGUUUCACUUUUACGCGCGUCUCCAUCCACGCGCCACUUUAACUUGCAUCGUGAACGCGCGUUAAUCGUCAAACAGGACACUACAGACUCCAGACCCUGCACUCCUGUACGAAGUGAAGAGUUGAAAAGCACUGUUUAGACUGUUAAAUUAUUUUUCUAGGAUUCUUCUGCAGUAGCUUCUAGACCUAAGAAGACCUGUGUGCCAAUACAGCAAGAUGCCUUCAGUCCACAGGCCUAUCCACUUAUAUAUACACACACACACACACACUCACACACACACACAUUUAUAUACACACCUUUAGCUUUAAUAGAGCUUGUGAAUCUGUGGACUUUUUUGGACUCUAGCUUUUUCACUCCCACCUUAAAAAAAGGGGAUCCGACCUUUCCUUAUUUCCUAGUGUAGCCAGAAAUGCCUUGAAAUGAUAGCUCUUUUUUCCACAGAGGCUCCGCUGUAAACCUGCCUUAAUCAUGUACUACGUUGGGCUGAGUGAAUGUCUUAUUUAUUACCUUAAAAGUGUGUUGAAACUGUGUGCUUAUUAUUUUUAUAUCGAUCCAAGGUGUAUACGUUCACACUGGCUUUUAAUUAAUCGAUCAUGUAUUUAUUUAUUGCAAAUGUUUUAUUUAAAUUAUUCUGUCGGCGUGGUCAGUGUGUGGGUUAGGGCUGGGUGAGUUUUGAAGCAGCCAAAAGUUUGAUUUGAGUGGUGUGUCCGUAUAGCCUAGGAGUCAACAGGACAAGCUGUCUCACUGCUUUUAGAUUUACAAUCAUUAGCCUAUUCCCUAUAGGCCAAUUAGUUUUUUAAGAUCAUUACAGUGCUUGUGUGUCUCUCCAGUAUUGCUAUAUGUCCAAAUAUGAAUAAUAAUGAUGAUGAUAAUAAACAAUCCAAAAACUCUUAAA
This is a messenger RNA of Astyanax mexicanus (Mexican tetra), 3029 nucleotides long. It is a transcript of the gene insm1a, whose product is annotated as insulinoma-associated 1a. Gene Ontology annotation, cellular component: nucleus; transcription repressor complex. Gene Ontology annotation, molecular function: DNA-binding transcription repressor activity, RNA polymerase II-specific; RNA polymerase II cis-regulatory region sequence-specific DNA binding. Lineage: Eukaryota; Metazoa; Chordata; Actinopteri; Characiformes; Acestrorhamphidae. The record is from RefSeq and is a predicted model, not a curated record. The transcript has a single exon. Gene Ontology annotation, biological process: neuron differentiation; regulation of cell cycle process; negative regulation of transcription by RNA polymerase II. Bases 454 to 1947 code for a protein of 497 amino acids.